AAUUCACAUUGCCGUUCUCCUCAUCCUGCUACACCUCGUCCUCGCCGCCGCAGAAGUCGGCUACGGUCCCGGAUUCGACAUCUGCGGCGACACCUGCCAGACAUCGCUCCGCCUGUUCUGCACCGAGGGUCGCAGUCCACUUCAGCAGUCAUCCUGCUGGUGCAGUAGCACCACCGCCGACGCUUCGGAAUACACCAGUCGACUGGCGGCAUGCUUGGCUACGUGCGAUCCGGCCGUUGUUGGUCGCCAGAGGGAAUUGUUGGGGCGGUAUAAGGAUAUCGUUUGUGCCGGCGAUGCGAGCGAGGACCCUGAGUUCGAGGAAUACUAUCGGGCACGGUUUGGUGCGUUUACGCCCGAUGCGACGAAUGCCGUGCCGCCGCCGGUGAUGGUGACCACGACGGCGGCGGUGUACGAGGACGAGGGUCUCGACUUUGAGUACGAGGACGAGGACGGGCUCGGUCGCCGCCAGCAGCACCUCAAAAGUCUCCUCCCGCAGCUCCCCUCAUCCUCAUUUGCCGCCGCCGCAUCCUCCCUAUCCACCGGCGCAAUAGCCGGAAUCGCUGUUGGCUCUCUCAUCGCAUUCACGAUCCUCCUCCUGCUCGGCGCCUUCCUCGCCCGCCGCCAGAAUUCCUCCACACAAGCUUCCAAGACCCCGUCCCCCGCGCCGCCCUCGCCGCCGCCGCCGCCCAUGAUCGCAUCGCCGCUCAAUGCAGCCGGCACCUGGCCGCCACCGAGCCAGAUCCAGCGGCGCGUGUCGAUCUACUACUCGCCGGACGACAUCAACGCUGCCACGAUCCCCAUUCCGGCGGUGCGGGUGACGGCGCCGUCGCCCAGUCCUAGCGGGCGGAGCUACGGCUACGGCGGGGGAGGUGGAGGUGGAAGUGCAGGUGCAGGUGCCGGUGCCGGUGCGGGUGCAGGAAACGCGGUACGGAACAGUGCCGUGACCGAGUUUGAGGAGGACUGGAGCGGCAGUGGUAGUGGCAGCUCGGAGUGGACGGAUGAUGAGCGGCAUCAUGCUGAGAGUGUUAGUGAGUGUGAGAGUACCAGUGGUAGUGGUAGCGGGGAGGUGAACAGGUACUGGAAUGUCGAUCUCAGGGAGCAGGAGGAAAGGUAUCCGUAUGAGGUGCGGCAGCAGCGGCGGCUGCCCGGGCCGAGUGAGCAGUACGGGUAUCGUUACGGGUACGGGAGGAGUUGGGGGGCGUAGAUGGUAUCUUCUUGGAGUUUUUUUCCUUGCGUUGGUGGUGGUUGUCUCUGCUUUUUUGUUUUCUGCUGCAUCUGCAUAUUCUCGAGUUUUGUCUGCGGUUGGGCGUUGGGGUUUUGCUUUUGCUUUUGCUUUGGUUGGGUUAUGAUCAUGAUCGGUGUACGCAUACAGUGGUGAUCCGUGGAGAGAAGAGGAUUGUACGUUUAGUUGAUGUGGGGGCUGGAUAUCUACAGUAAUAGAGUAACAAGGAAAGAAAC
Messenger RNA from Tricharina praecox, 1458 nucleotides. RefSeq lists its product as uncharacterized. The transcript is spliced from 3 exons. The coding region runs from base 386 to 1204 and encodes 272 amino acids. The record is from RefSeq and is a predicted model, not a curated record. NCBI's taxonomy places the organism in Eukaryota, Fungi, Ascomycota, Pezizomycetes, Pezizales, Pyronemataceae.